GGAUUGGUAGUCCUACGCAUUUCCUUGGGAAAAUAUGCUUUGAUUUGUCAUGUCUGAAUGCUGUUAGGGUUUUAGUAUUUACUUUGUGUGGAAUGCAUGCAUUGUGUAGCUUAAUUCUUUAGGGUUAAUUUCUUGAGAUUCCUCCUAUUAUUGUGGUUGUUUCAUGUAAUUCCUCAUACUUAAUUUUGUGCCACUCGAUGCUCUAAGUUUUUGUUUUGAACUUUCAAUCACUCAAUUCCCUCGUCAUAUCACCCUUUAUCAACUCUUCCUUGUAAUUCCAUUAAAAAUAGUUAAUAAAGUGAUACACAUGAUUACAUUAAAAAAAAGAAGUGAUACACAUGAACCAAUUUGAGUUGAGAAUUUUUAAUCCAAAUGUUAGCUAGCUUAUUGGAAACAAAAUCAGAUCAUGGGCUCAAACCCUAAAAUUGAAUUAGGGUUUUGAUGAAUACCAUCCCUCUGCUCAUUCAAAUCAAUUUAGGGCUUAAACUGAACUCAGUGCACUUCUCCUUCAUUGUAAUAAAGAAUUUGAGUAUGCAGUAUUUUUAUUUGUAUUCAAGUAGGGAUAGUACAAUGAUUGAAUUCUAGGGGAGUGGAUGUGACAAGUGACAAUUGCAAUAGUUGGAGGCGAUAUGAUGCUUUUCCAUCAUCUCCGAUGGAGCCAAAAUUUCACCAUUUUUUGGCUUUGGGGUGUGAUGGAAUAAAUCAAAAUGGAUCUGUAAACUGUCUGCGCUUCUUUAAUUAAUGAAGUAGCAGUUAGUCAAGCAAUGCAACUUUCGACGUUGAGCCGGGGGUCUCUUUGGAAACAGCCUCUCUACUUUCGAGUAGGGGUAAGGUCUGCGUACACACACCCUCCCCAGACCCUACUCUUGUGGGAUUUAACUGGGUUGUUGUUGUUGUUGUUGGAGGGGAUAUGAUGCCUGAGUCAUAAUUAUACGGGGUCGAGUGAUUCAAAAUGAAGCUAGAGGGAUUGGAUUAGAAAAUUACAAUAGUCAGAGGGGUCUCAUGGACUUAACAUUACUAUCUAUGCCAAAGGUGCAACUCUCAUCAUUGUGCCUUAAUCUUGCUAUUCUGUUUCUCUAAUAUUGAGCGCCCCCACCCUGCUGUUUUUUUCCCUACAUAAAGUCCAUAUAUGAUACUUAGUAGCCUUUUGCCACAAAUCAUUAUGCAGUUCAGAUUAGAGACUUUGUUAUUGCCUCAUCUUUUUUGUUAUUGCAGGCAAAUGUAUCAUGUGAAAUUGUUGUAGAUACAAAUAACCAAACAAUGACCAGUCAAAAUUGUUACCCCGAGUACUUUUGGAUGUAGAGACAGCACAAAUGCCACAACUGGUUUGGGCAUACUUACACACACUAUGUUGUACAAACACCACUUUCUUCCUUGGAUACACUCUCCUUUUUGCGGGCAUACACCACGGCACUAGUUUGGGGCGACCGCCUUCAACAAUAAUCCGAUGACCGAGGGAUAACCUGUGUGUAGGGCCCAGUUUUUCCUCUCCUUUUUGUGGACUCUUCCUUUUCUUGCUAUUCAAAAUGUGCUAUUUAAUGUAACUUGAUUAUUUAUUUUAGCACACUUUGCUUUGAGAGGCGAGGUUCAGUGCACUUUCAUUAUGAUGUAGACAAAAAACAAAGGUUUUGGUACCUAUGUUUAUGUUUAAAAAUCAUUAUGCUGUAGACAAAAAACUAAGAUUUAAAAAUCAAACAGAUAGAACUCUUAUAAAUAUAAGGAGAUGGACCCGAAGCAGCGGAAGAGGGCGGUCUGCCUCAACAUAAUUGCCCCCUGCGCCGCCAUCGUAUUGAUCAUCGGCUUUUUGGCGUGGCUCUUGUGGCCCACCGACCCGGAGUUCACCGUUGUCGACCACCACAUCAGAGACGUGAAUAAGGACCUUUUCCCCCCCACCUUGACUUUCAAGAUGGACGUCACCGUUAAGGUCCGCAACAAAAGCGUCUACACCUUCAAGUAUGACUCCUUGAACAUGACGAUCCGCCACGACGGAAAUCUGCUGGCCGUCGUGGAACCCACCAGUGGCGGCGGGGCCAUUGCCGGCAAAGCUGUGUCGUUGGUCAACGCCACGCUUGACGUCGACAUGAUCAAAAUCAUUAAGCAUUCCCCUUCUUUAAUCGCCGAUCUUUUCACCCAUCUUGGUGCCAUUCCUUUAGUUAUGCAAGCGAACGUCACUAAUGCCAAAUUCGGCAUCGGCAUCUUCACUCCUUCCUACAAGAUUUAUUUCUUGACACCAUCCCUCAGCCUCAGGGAAUCUAAUAGCCUCAAGGUAGGUCUGUGGCUCGUCAUUCUCAACAAGGAAGACAUCACCUUCAUAGGUUAAGAGAAAAUUAGGUUGGUUCCGUGUUUAAGUAGACCUGCUAGAUUCUUGUGCAUUCACAGGGUUGAGGUACAUACAAUGAUUUGUUCCUCUUGACAGUGACGGAUCCAGGAUUAUAGGUGACUGGGGGCAUUGUAUUAUAGGGUCUGGGG
This is a messenger RNA of Cuscuta campestris, 2469 nucleotides long. NCBI's taxonomy places the organism in Eukaryota, Viridiplantae, Streptophyta, Magnoliopsida, Solanales, Convolvulaceae. The record is from the annotation of a GenBank genome assembly.